Molecule: messenger RNA, 2785 nt
Organism: Eublepharis macularius
Lineage: Eukaryota; Metazoa; Chordata; Lepidosauria; Squamata; Eublepharidae
Gene: ABHD17A
Product: abhydrolase domain containing 17A, depalmitoylase
Exons: 5
Coding region: 1024-1938 (304 amino acids)
Biological process (GO): protein depalmitoylation
Cellular component (GO): plasma membrane; endosome membrane
Molecular function (GO): palmitoyl-(protein) hydrolase activity
Source: RefSeq, a predicted model, not a curated record
UAGGCGGCCCUCUCUCGCGGCGGGUUUUCCCCGGCCGAUACGCGUGAAACAAUCGGAUUAAACUGCCACAGUGCGGGAGCGGACCAGACCCUCGGCCCCGCGGCCUGUUUCCUUCUGAUGCGUGGAAUUUCCCCCCUCCCCAUGAUGCAUCUGACCAAGCCUAUGUCACCACGUAUAUGUCUGUAGGCAAAAGCAACAUUAAAUUACGUUCCUCUGCCGUUUUGAUGUGGAAUAACUGGUGCUUUUCCUUGUCUGACUCGCCAAAGCCCCAUAGCCAUCAACGGUGCCGGUAUUACUACUGUUUUCAUGGGGAUGGUGGUUGUGGGAACAGGAUCCCUCCAGGGUAAGAUAGAAUCCAUUGGUAAGCUCUUCGUUGCCGGUGACAGCUGCCCCCCUAGCUCUCCCAUCUGCCAGGUCCCGGUUCCUAAGGGCUCAAGUGACAAAUUCACCUGUUGCUGUCCAACCUCUUCUCCCAGCUGCUAACCUUUGUGUUUGCUGGAGGCAGGAAAAAGCUUCCUGGGCUGAUCGGAGGAGGAUUUUUUAGUCGGUGUAGUCCUGUUUGGGGUGUAGCUGUGAGGCGUGUGUGCUUUUGUGUACGCUUUCUCGUGAGUCACAGGGCUUGGCUUCUGUGUUGGAGAGGGUACGUGGCCUCGGGAUGCCUGAAUUAUUCACCUUCCCGCAGUGUGACUGGCGCAGGUGUUGGCUCCAUUGUGCAGUAAACUGCGUUUAAGCUGGGGAGGAUCCUCCAAUUGCGUGGGACAUGGAGUGAUUGGGAGGCUGCAUGGUGGAGCAUGUGUACAACUGGAGUCACUGCAACUCUCACGCUCUACACCGGAAUGCGGAAGACCCCAACCAUGUCUGUUCCGGAGACGCAUGUCAUAAAGGUUCAGUUUAUCACACCAGAAGCUGAAACGCUUUCCUAAUCGGCUGGGUUUGUUGAUUUCUUGGGCAGCGUCUGCCGUUCCCAGCCCUUGACCCUGAAAAUCAUCCAGUCUCUAAGGCUGCAAAUUAUCACCAGCUGUCAUGAAUGGGCUUUCAGUCAGCGAACUGUGUUGCCUUUUCUGCUGCCCGCCGUGCCCCGGCCGGAUUGCUGCCAAGUUAGCCUUCUUGCCGCCAGAGCCCACCUACACGAUUGUCCCAGAACCGGAACCAGCUGGCAGUUCCAGCAGCAGUUCCCUGCGGAGCAGCGCCAUGACCCGAUGGAAGCUCCACUUAACGGACCGGGCGGAUUUUCAGUAUAACCAGCGGGAUCUGGACACCAUCGAGGUGUUCCUUACCAAAAGCAACCGAGGGAACCGGGUUAGCUGCAUGUACGUCCGUUGCGUGCCUGGUGCCAGGUUCACAGUCCUGUUCUCCCAUGGCAAUGCUGUUGACUUAGGCCAAAUGUGCAGCUUCUACAUCAGCUUGGGCACCCGAAUCAACUGCAAUAUCUUCUCCUAUGACUACUCCGGAUACGGGGUCAGCACAGGGAAGCCCUCAGAGAAGAACCUCUAUGCCGACGUUGAUGCCGCCUGGCAGGCCCUCCGCACCCGAUAUGGGAUCAGCCCAGAGAACAUCAUCCUGUAUGGGCAAAGCAUUGGCACUGUACCCACAGUGGACCUUGCCUCCCGCUACGAGUGUGCCGCUGUCAUAUUGCACUCGCCCCUGACCUCGGGCAUGCGCGUCGCCUUUCCAGAUACCAAGAAGACUUACUGCUUCGAUGCUUUUCCAAACAUCGACAAAGUGUCCCGGAUCACGUCCCCUGUCCUCUUCAUUCACGGCACAGAAGACGAGGUGAUCGACUUCUCGCAUGGCCUAGCCCUCUACGAGCGCUGCCCCAAGGCCGUGGAGCCCCUGUGGGUGGAGGGGGCUGGCCACAACGACAUUGAACUCUACAGCCAGUACCUGGAACGCCUCCGCAAGUUCAUUUCACAAGAUCUGGCCAGCCAGCACAACUGAGAGCCUUGUUCUCACCCUUCCCUCUGGCUCCAUGCUGUUCGUUGAGGAGGGAGGGGGACGCUUGCAAAUCCGAAAAAGUGGAAUGUCGUCUGCGCUGCAAGUUCCUUACCCCUUCCGUCAAAGUGGGACUAGCCCCCGGGCCCUUCUCUGUACAGACCCUGGGUCUCUACCGGCGGUGUCUUGUCGUUGGAGGAGGGCCCCAGCAGUUUUCGUUCGACGCGACCAUCUUUGAGGACGAUGUAUCUGUCUGUGAAAUUGAGCCGUGGGUGGGGGUCCUCUCUUGACCACCGUCCCUCGGCUUCAGACUGCAAAAGACUGGCUUGUUGCCGACAUUUUUUUUUUAAUUAACACAUCCACUGGAACGGCACUGUGUUUUUGCCUCCACUGCACCGUCCUGUACUAAACUCUCAAUUUUCCCUGCGCCAAGCAAUAGCAAUAAGCCAUGCGGGGGAUUGGUGACCCCCGAUGCUCCUUCCUGGUAAUGAGAUGUCUUGCAUGAUAGGCAUCUUCUAUGGCAGGGGAAGAGAAUUCAGUCAAGGUUCUCUUGGUGGGAAUCCGUCAGUGGAAGACCCAAAGUGGAGACAGUCACAGUUUGGAUGCUGUGACUGAUCUACAGAGACCAGCACUAAAGCGGGGUUGGGGGGCGGGGCGGGGGGGAAUGCCAGCCAUUGGGGGAACUGAUCUGUCCACAAGCUGGAUUCUGUUGUUUUACUCUUUCUGCUCCAUCCACAACCUCCCACAUUUUCUCAGGCCAUGCCUUCCAGGUAUGCAGGCAGGGAGGUCUGAAGCCUUCACCCAUUCGUUUUGGAAACAACAAGGAAUAAAAAUUUUAAAGAUCCAGGCUCUU